UCGUAUCUUUGUAUCCUUCUCGCCCACCACCCCUAUUGGGGAAAAAACACUUGACAUAAACUUUACAAAAACACAUAUCCAUCACCAUCCCAAAACCAUCUCCCAAUAAUUCAUCCACAAUGGACCAUAACAAAAACCCAACCACCACCACCACAUCCGGCACCACCGCGCCCAUGACGGCCAAAGUAAGCCCAGCCGCGAAAAAAACACUUUUAAUCCUUAAUUGCAUACUCCUUUCAAUAGGAAACUGUGGUGGCCCAUUAAUAAUGCGGCUUUAUUUCAUCCACGGAGGUAAUCGUGUCUGGCUAUCCUCAUGUCUAGAAACCGCGGGUUGGCCAUUCAUCGUAAUUGUCUUAAUAAUCCUCUACUUCCAUCGUUGUGCCACUAACAAAAAUACCCCCAACAAAACUACUAAAUUCAUCUACAUGCGACCGCGUUUAUUCUUUGCGGUCGCAUUUAUAGGCCUGAUAACAGGCCUAGACGACUAUUUAUACGCAUAUGGGGUCGCUCGUCUCCCCAUAUCCACUUCAGCCUUAAUCAUAGCGGCCCAACUUGGUUUCACAGCGGUUUUCGCAUACUUACUAGUGAAACAAAAGUUUACACCUUAUUCGAUAAACGCGGUCGUGUUGUUAACAGUUGGGGCAGGAGUAUUGGCGUUGCAUACAAGUAGUGAUAGGCCAAAAGGUGAAAGUAAGAAAGAAUAUUUGUUAGGAUUUGUGAUGACAGUUGGGGCGGCUUUAUUAUAUGGAUUUAUUUUGCCUUUGAUUGAAUUAACGUACAAUAAGGCAAAACAAGAGGUUACAUAUACAUUGGUGUUGGAGAUACAGAUGGUCAUGUGUUUGUUUGCUACUAUUUUUUGUACGGUCGGCAUGGUUUUCAACAAUGAUUUCCAGGUGAUUCCAAGGGAGGCAACCGAAUUUGGACUAGGAAAAACCAAAUAUUACGUGAUAUUGUGGGCUAGCGCAUUAAUUUGGCAAUGUUUCUUCUUGGGUGCGAUAGGAGUGAUUUUUUGCGCAUCGUCUUUGUUAUCGGGCAUUAUAAUCGCGGUUCUUCUCCCAGUUACGGAAGUACUAGCAGUUGUUUUUUACAAAGAAAAGUUUCAAGCCGAGAAAGGGGUGGCACUUGUUUUGUCUCUAUGGGGAUUUGCCUCUUACUUCUAUGGAGAAUACAAGUUCAUACAAAAGACCAAAGAUAGGACUCAAUCUUCUCAACAAUCAGUGGAGCUUGCGCAACCUAAUUACUUGCCAGUAUAAUCGUGUAUGAUUCAUAUAUAAGCUUAUAUCUGCUUUUGGUGUGUUGUAUUUCAGUUUAACCCGAAACAUGAUAUCAUCUUGAGGUAGUUGUAAAGCUUGAAAGUUUCAACAAAGAAUGAAGCUUUUUAAGUUUAGCACCAAUAAACAAUGUGUGAAACUUUAUCUUUUGUAUGAUUAACUGUCCGAUGGACAAAAAUUAGGGACAGAAGUUUGAAAUACUAAGGAGUAGGUUUUUUUUUUU
Molecule: messenger RNA, 1494 nt
Organism: Erigeron canadensis
Lineage: Eukaryota; Viridiplantae; Streptophyta; Magnoliopsida; Asterales; Asteraceae
Product: purine permease 1-like
Exons: 2
Coding region: 120-1253 (377 amino acids)
Cellular component (GO): membrane
Molecular function (GO): purine nucleoside transmembrane transporter activity
Source: RefSeq, a predicted model, not a curated record